AUGCAGUGGGCCCGAAAGCAGUUCAAGAGCUUCUUGCCCUCGAAGCCUGAUGAGAAGGCCCGCCCGGCCAACGAGCCGCGGUCCAGCGAGCACCUCAAGGCGGAGGCGCAGCUGCUGCAGGGCCAACUGGACGCCUUAGUCGCUGGCCUCGAAGCCACCGCCGUCAAUGGCGUGUGGGUGCAGAGGUUCAUUGACCUGCACCAGCAGCAUAUGGAGAUUGGCUGCCGCUUGGAGGAUGGCACUGUGAACGUCAAUGCAGAAGUGAAGCGAUUGCAGACCGUCCUGGCGCAUCCCAAAGUCUUGGCGGCCCUGGACACGCCUGGCCUGUACAAGGGCAAGACCGGGCACAUAGGGCCGAGCCCCAAAAGCGCCGCCGUCAGCAGCCCGGUGCACCCGGCGCAGGUCUUCAACGUAGGUAUGGAUGAUGACAGCGAGGAGGAGGUCGUGGAUGCUAGCGGGGCACGGCACAGCGCUCCGCGCGGCUUCCGCGAGGCGGCGAUUGAUGAGCCGGAUGACCUCGAGCGCGCCUAUGCCUUCGACGACUUGCUGUCGCCAGGCGGGAUUCCAAAAGGUGAGGAAAGAGCGAUGCUGGCACAGAGCUCAGCCACGGCCGAGCAAAUGGCUCAGCAAGUUCGCUUGGCCAAAGAUGCCGCUGAAGCACAGUGCGCAAGGCAGGAAAGAAUCCAAAGAGAAGCAGAGGCUAUGGAGGCAGCUAAAGCCAAAAAGGAGGAGGAGGACCGCCUGGCCAAAGAGGCAGAAGAGGCUGCCAAGAAGGAAGAGGAGGAGCGCCUGGCCAAAGAGGCAGAAGCGGCGGCCACGAGGGAAGAGGAGGAGCGUCUGGCCAGAGAGGCAGAAGAGGCUGCCAAGAAGGAAGAGGAGGAGCGCCUGGCCAGAGAGGCAGAAGAGGCUGCCAAGAAGGAAGAGGAGGAGCGCUUGGCCACAGAGGCUGAAGAGGCUGCGAAGAAGGAAGAAGAGGAGCGCCUGGCCAGAGAGGCAGAAGAGGCUGCAAAGAAGGAAGAGGAGGAGCGCCUGGCCAGAGAGGCAGAAGAGGCGGCCAGGAGGGAAGAGGAGGAGCGCCUGGCCAAAGAGGCAGAAGAGGCUGCAAAGAAGGAAGAGGAGGAGCGCAUGGCCAAAGAGGCAGAAGAGGCGGCCAAGAAGGAAGAGGAGGAGCGCCUGGCCAAAGAGGCAGAAGAGGCUGCCAAGAAGGAAGAGGAGGAGCGAGAGGCAGAAGAGGCUGCAAAGAAGGAAGAAGAGGAGCGCCUGGCCAGAGAGGCAGAAGAGGCUGCCAAGAGGGAAGAGGAGGAGCGCCUGGUCAAAGAGGCAGAAGAGGCGGCCAGGAGGGAAGAGGAGGAGCGCCUGGCCAAAGAGGCAGAAGAGGCGGCCAAGAAGGAAGAGGAGGAGCGCCUGGCCAAAGACGCAGAAGAGGCUGCGAAGAAGGAAGAGGAGGAGCGCCUGGCCAAAGAGGCAGAAGAGGCGGCCAGGACGGAAGAGGAGGAGCGCCUGGCCAAAGAGGCAGAAGAGGCUAACAAGAAGGAAGAGGAGGAGCGCCUGGCCAGAGAGGCAGAAGAGGCUGCCAAGAAGGAAGAAAGGGAGAGUCUGGCCAAAGAGGCAGAAGAGGCGGCCAAGAAGGAAGAGGAGGAGCGCCUGGCCAAAGAGGCAGAAGAGGCUGCGAAGAAGGAAGAGGAGGAGCGCCUGGCCAAAGAGGCAGAAGAGGCUGCAAAGAAGAAAGAGGAGGAGCGCGUGGCCAAAGAGGCAGAAGAGGCGGCCAGGAGGGAAGAGGAGGAGCACCUGGCCAAAGAGGCAGAAGAGGCGGCCAGGAGGGAAGAGGAGGAGCGCCUGGCCAAAGAGGCAGAAGAGGCUGCCAAGAAGGAAGAGGAGGACCGCCUGGCCAAAGAGGCAGAAGAGGCUGCCAAGAAGGAAGAGGAGGACCGCCUGGCCAAAGAGGCAGAAGAGGCGGCCAGGACGGAAGAGGAGGAGCGCCUGGCCAGAGAGGCAGCAGAGGCCGCAAAGAAGGAAGAGGAGGAGCGCCUGGCCAGAGAGGCAGAAGAGGCUGCAAAGAAGGAAGAGGAGGAGCGCAUGGCCAAAGAGGCAGAAGAGGCGGCCAAGAAGGAAGAGGAGGAGCGCAUGGCCAAAGAGGCAGAAGAGGCGGCCAAGAAGGAAGAGGAGGAGCGCCUGGCCAAAGUGGCAGAAGAGGCUAACAAGAAGGAAGAGGAGGAGCGCCUGGCCAGAGAGGCAGAAGAGGCUGCCAAGAAGGAAGAGGAGGAGAAUCUGGCCAAAGAGGCAGAAGAGGCGGCCAAGAAGGAAGAGGAGGAGCGCCUGGCCAAAGAGGCUGAAGAGGCUGCGAAGAAGGAAGAGGAGGAGCGCGUGGCCAGAGAGGCAGAAGAGGCUGCCAAGAAGGAGCUCGAUUCGACUUGCUGGGGCCUAGUGCUGCGCAUGCUGCGCAUGGCAUCGAGGACGAUGACCUGCUUGGCGGGCCUAGCGUUUCAUCGCGGCAGCCGGACGCGCACCAGGACUUGCUGGGGCCUAGUGCUGCGCAUGCUGCGCAUGCUGCGCAUGCUGCGCAUGGCAUCGAGGACGAUGACCUGCUUGGCGGGCCUAGCGUUUCAUCGCGGCAGCCGGACGCGCACCAGGACUUGCUGGGGCCUAGUGCUGCGCAUGCUGCGCAUGCUGCGCAUGCUGCGCAUGGCAUCGAGGACGAUGACCUGCUUGGCGGGCCUAGCGUUUCAUCGCGGCAGCCGGACGCGCACCAGGACCUGUUGGGAGGCAGUCUUGCCAGCCGGCCCCCUGACGAGGACGACCUCCUUUGAGCUAUGCAGCGCCCGUGAUUUCGGCGCGCGUUCCGUCUACCGGGUUGCCGCAAGGCCAAGUAGUCAGGUUAGACUCCAGCAAGACUUCCGAGCUCCGAAGUGGAGGUCUGCCGCCGUGCCGUGA
Messenger RNA from Effrenium voratum, 2931 nucleotides. Lineage: Eukaryota; Dinophyceae; Suessiales; Symbiodiniaceae. The record is from the annotation of a GenBank genome assembly.